Molecule: messenger RNA, 616 nt
Organism: Trifolium pratense (red clover)
Lineage: Eukaryota; Viridiplantae; Streptophyta; Magnoliopsida; Fabales; Fabaceae
Exons: 1
Coding region: 84-524 (146 amino acids)
Source: RefSeq, a predicted model, not a curated record
UUUUCUAUAUCUAUUCAUCACCUAUAAAUGUUUUCUCAAUGAUCAAAGCCGCCACAAAUCUCAAAUCUUAAAACAUAAAAAACAUGUCUGUCUAUGAGGGAAGACCAUUGGUGAUGGAAAUGGAAAGCAACAAAGAAGAUUUUGAAGAGAUCAACGGGUAUGGAUGCGGGUGCGGAUGGUUCAGAGUGUUCACCUCGAAAUGGUGGCAACGCCACGAUGAAGAAGGUAAAAACCUACUUGAUGAAGGAAAUAGAGGAGAAGAGACAUGGAUGAUGGAGAAGUUGAGGAACAUGAAGGAAACUUCAGAAGUGAUUGCUGGUCCUAAGUGGAAAACUUUUAUUAGAAAAAUAAGUGGAUAUGGGAAAAAACAACAAAAGAAUAGGUUUCAAUAUGAUGCACAUAGUUAUGCUCUUAAUUUCAAUAGUGGUCCUCAAAGUGAAGAUGAAGAAUAUUUGCCUCCAAGUUUCUCUACAAGGUUUUCUAAUCCUUUUCCAGCUGCUUCACGUCGCCAAAAUGAAACAUGAUAAUUAAUAUAUGUAAUAAUGUUCUUGUAUUUUACAAACAUGUUAAUUUAAUUCAUUCAUUAUAAUUCUAUGUUUUAUACCUCUUCAAGAUG